Messenger RNA from Paramuricea clavata, 1388 nucleotides. The record is from the annotation of a GenBank genome assembly. NCBI's taxonomy places the organism in Eukaryota, Metazoa, Cnidaria, Anthozoa, Malacalcyonacea, Plexauridae.
AUGGGUCUAGUAGAAAGAGUACAUACAGUGGAGACCUCGAAGUCACAAGAUCAUCACAAUGCAGAUCCCUUCUCGCCACAAAAAUUCAACCCAACCCAACAACAUGAACUGUUGAAAGGAUACGAUGAGUUGUUUAUUGGUCUUGGAUGUUUGCCUGGUGAACAUACCAUUGAAAUUGAUCGUUCAUAUACCCCUGUUGUCCACCCACCAAGGAGAGUCCUGUUAGCCCUGAAAGAGCAGAUCAAAGAAGAAUUACAGAGGAUGGAAGAUGCUGGUGUUAUCGUCAAGCAAACAGAAACCACAGAUUGGGUCAACAGCAUGGUUACAGUAAUAAAACCCGAGAAAAUCCGAGUGUGUAUUGAUCCAAGAGAUCUUAAUCGAGCAAUAAAAAGAGAACAUUAUCCAAUGAAAACGAUUGAAGAAGUUGUAGCUGGAAUGCCAGAAGCAAAAGUGUUCUCCGUGUUAGACGCCAUCUCAGGAUAUUGGCAAAUGAAAUUGAAUGAAGAGAGUUGCAAACUAUGCACUUUCAACACACCGUUUGGGAGAUACCGCUUCACACGACUACCAUUCGGAAUUAAAUCGGCCCCAGAUGUUUUCCAAAAGAAAAUGUCACAGGUGUUGGAAGACAUUGAUGGUGCUGAAGCAAUAGUAGAUGACAUCCUGGUGUGGGGAAAAGAUAUCCAGGAAUAUGAUGCAAGGUUGAAGAAAGUCCUCGACCGAGUCCAAGAAGUCAACCUAAAGCUAAACCAGAAGAAGUGCCAAUAUCCCCUGAUGAAACACUCAAACUCGUUGUUUACAUAUAACAUCCAACACGAAAGAGUUAAAAACAUUUCUUGGGUUUAUCCAAUAUCUCGCAAAGUUUUUACCCAAUAUGGCCGAAGUCAGUGCACCACUUCGAAAGUUGUUGGAAAAGAACACAGCAUGGCAUUGGGAAAAGCAACAAGAAGAUAGCUUUCAACAACUCAAGAGAAUGGCACCCAGUGCCCCAGUGCUAAGUUAUUAUGAUCCCAAGAAGCCUGUUACCUUAUCUGUAGAUGCCAGUGCUGUAUCAAGAAGAAAAAGCAGUGCUGUAUCAAGACGAAAAACCAGUUGCAUAUGCCUCCAGAGCGUUAACACCAACACAGCAAAAAUAUGCACAAAUCGAGAAAGAGACUUUGGCUAUUGUAUUUGGUACAACCAAGUUUCACCAGUUCCUGUUUGGAAAAGAAAUACUUGUCACAUCAGACCACAAACCUGGUAAUCUGUGGGAAAGGAAAACUCUGAUCACAAACCAGGGAAGAUGGCGCUCUUUAGCUGUGCAAGGCAACCCAUCAGGUCAUACGAUCAAUAAUAUACAAGAAACCGAAGGUGUUAGUCGUGCUGAUGACUGGAUGGCUUAUGCGUUAUGA